Messenger RNA from Hydra vulgaris (swiftwater hydra), 1720 nucleotides. NCBI's taxonomy places the organism in Eukaryota, Metazoa, Cnidaria, Hydrozoa, Anthoathecata, Hydridae. The record is from RefSeq and is a predicted model, not a curated record.
AUUUUUUUUAUACUGCUUUUAUAGAAAAUAUAAUAAAAGUAUAAUAAACAUAUAUAUUUUUACAAAAUGGGAAAGAAACAACACCAGAAGGAUAAACUUUAUCUUACUACAAAGGAGUGGAAAGAAGAAUGGGGUGGAAAGAAAGAUGAAGGACAAAUUGAAAAGUUUCGUAGACUGCCAUUUAACUACUGCAGCAUUUCUUUACAACCUUUUGAACAUCCGCUAUGCACAGUUGAAGGAGUUGUAUUUGAUUUAUUGAACAUCUUACCAUUUUUAAAAGUUUUCAAAAAAAGUCCGGUCACUGGAGAGCCUAUGUCUGCUAAAGAUCUCAUAAAGCUAACUUUUCAUAAAAACUCUAAAGGAGAAUAUCAUUGUCCAGUUAUGUAUAAAGUGUUUAAUGAGAAUUCAACAAUUGUUGCCAUAAAAACCACAGGAAAUGUAUUUUCAAUGGAGGCUGUUGAAGAAUUAAAUCUAAAAACAAAAAAUUUCAAGGACUUAUUAACAAGCGAGCCUUUUACCAGAAAAGACAUAAUCACCAUUCAGGAUCCAGCAAAACUAGAGAAGUUUAAUAUAUCAAACUUUUAUCAUAUUAAACACAAUAUGAAAGUUAUAGAUGAUGAUGAGGAAGUGUCAAAAAAAGAUCCGAUGUAUAGAAUUCGAAAGGCCAAUCUAGAAACUGAAAGUACAUUAAAAGAGCUAGAGGAGACAUAUAAAGAACCCAAAGAGACUUACUUAAAGUCUAAUAAACAAGAAGAAAAUUUGAAAAAGCCAAAGUAUUUGGCUCACUAUUCAACAGGAGCAAUGUCAGCAUCUUUUACUUCAACUUCCCAAGACCGCUCCAAUACACAACAAGCAGCUGCUCUGCAUGAAGAUGUUGUACGCUAUGAGCUAGUUAAAAAGUUGGGCAAAAAAGGUUAUGUUCGAAUGACAACAAAUCUGGGGAAUAUCAAUUUGGAACUUCAUUGUGAAAUGGUACAAAAGACAUGUGAGAACUUUAUCACGCAUUGCAAUAAUGGUUACUAUAGCAAUACAAUUUUUCAUCGUUUAAUUAAACAUUUCAUGAAAUGGUUCACAAUUUUUUAUUACAUUUCGAUCUUGUCAACAUCUUGAUAAUAAGCACACCAUUUUUGGAAGAGUUGUUGGAGGCUUAGAUAUUCUUAAUAAAAUUGAAUCUAUCAAAUGUAAUGAAGAAGAUCGUCCAUUGGAAGAAAUUAAAGUUGUAAACAUGACCGUUUUUGUAAAUCCAUUUCAAGAAGUUGAUGAUCAACUUAAGCAAGAAGAAGAGAACCAACUUAAAAAGGCUCAAGAAGAGGUUGAACUCCAAAAAAUAAGAAAAGUAUCUCGUGAUGUUGAUAACAAGCCAAAAGUAUACAGGUCUUCUGGAAUUGCAAAAUAUAUUCCCACAGAUAUAAGCAAACGAUAUGCAGAAGAUGACGAAGGUUCAAUUGCACCGAAAUCAAAGAAAAAGAUAAAUAGCUCUGACUUCACUGACUUUAGCUCUUGGUAGUGAUCAAAUGUUAACAUAUCAAGUGAUGUCAACUUUUUUAACAGCAAUUCUAUGUUUCUUAUAUUUAAUGAUUUCACCUCUUGGAUAUUUACUUUUUAAUUAAAAAUAUAUAUUUAAUUUAAAAUGUCAAGUAUUUGUGUCAGUUGUUACUGAAUGAAUGUCAAUUUAUAAUGAAAACCUUUUGAGAAGUAUUAAAUUGUUUCAUCAAAAUCA